Messenger RNA from Syngnathus typhle (broad-nosed pipefish), 4019 nucleotides. It is a transcript of the gene rbm14b, whose product is annotated as RNA binding motif protein 14b. Gene Ontology annotation, molecular function: mRNA binding; zinc ion binding. Bases 104 to 1705 code for a protein of 533 amino acids. The transcript is spliced from 4 exons. Gene Ontology annotation, cellular component: cytosol. NCBI's taxonomy places the organism in Eukaryota, Metazoa, Chordata, Actinopteri, Syngnathiformes, Syngnathidae. The record is from RefSeq and is a predicted model, not a curated record.
CGCCCCCUCCCCUCCCCUCCCCCUUGAAUGCCGCCGGGUAGCCAGGCGGAAGCUGCCGCGACCAUUUUGAAAAAGAGGAGCAGCGACAGCAGCGCCAAGGACCAUGGACAAGGGGCACACAGUGAAGCUCUUUGUGGGCAACCUAGCGCUGGACGCCACCCAGGAGGAGCUGUCGUCCAUCUUCGAGCCGUACGGCCACGUGGUGAGCUGCAGCGUGCUGCGACAGUUCGCCUUCGUGCACCUGCAGGGCGAGGGCGCCGCCGAGCGCGCCAUCCGAGAGCUGAACGGCCGCGAGUUCCGCGGGCGCAACCUGGUGGUGGAGGAGUCGCGGGGGCGUCCGCUGCACUCCACCAAAGUCUUUGUGGGCAACCUGAGUGGCAUGUGCACCACCGAGGACCUCCAGCAGCUCUUUCAGACUUUUGGCAAAGUUCUGGAAUGCGACAAAGUCAAAGGCUACGCCUUUGUGCACAUGGAGAACAAGGAAGACGCGCUGCAGGCCAUCGAGGCGCUCCACGGCACCUCCUUCAAGGGCCGCCCGCUUUCGGUGGAGCUCUCCAAAGUACAGCCCAGCAAGCAGACCCCCACCGGCAAGAUCCCGUGCGUCAACUGCGGCAAGCAGGGCCACUACGCCGGCGAGUGUCCCGUGGGCAAGCCCACCCUGGAGCAGUACCAAAGUCAGGCGGCCGUCUUGGCCGCCGCCGCCGCGGCCGCCGCCGGCCUGCCCCUCCAAGUGCAGCAGAGCGUGCACAACUCGGUGUACAACACGUCCACCUUUGAUCCCACGUACGCCGCCCUCACCGGGAUCACCACGGGCACCCGCACCGACGGCAACCCCGUCAACCCGGCCGUCUACGGCGCCCUGGCCAGUCAGGUGUACGGCGCCAACGUGGCCAAUCAGCUGUACGGCUCGGUGGCCAACCAGGCCGCGCUGACGUCGGGGGCCGCUCAGGUUUACAGCUCGGUGGCCCCCAACCUCUACGGCCAGGUGGCGGCCAAUGCCGCCUCGGCUUACACCACGCCCGUUUACACGCCGGGCAUGGCCAACCCCAUCUACCUAACGGCGGCGCCGGGGCUGGAAAUGCAGUCGGCGGCGGUCAACCCCGCCUACACGGUGGCGCCGGCGAUAUCGCCCGCCUACGCUCACAUCACCGCCAUGGGCGCCGCCGACCCCACCACGGCCAUCUUCGAAGCGGCCAGACAGGCCCAUUAUUUCGCUCAAGGCCAGCAAGUGAUGGCCGAGCAGCAGGCGGCGGUGGCGGCGGCCAAGUCCAGCGAACGGGACCGCAGCCCGCUCCGACGGACUGCUCCCCUCCUGCCGGACCCCAUCAUGAAGCCUUUCAUUUACCAGCGCUCCAAACCGCGGCGCUCCCUGCUCCCGACACCCGCCGGCCGCGCCGCAGAGGAGGCGGCGUCAGAGGCGACUGAGGACCACGUGGCAAGAUACUAUGCUGACUACUACCAGCAGUUGCAGCAGUACCCUCACUUCCAGUACGCCUACCCCUCCCCCGGGGCCGUCACCGCCAUCUCGGCCAUGUCCGGCCAGCCCGUGGCGGCGGCGCUGGAAGCCCUCAGGCCAGUGGUCCCCGCCGCAGCCAUUGCUACGCCCAGGGUGUAUGAGCCGCCGUUGCCGCCGACCACGCGCAAGGAGUCCAUCCUCCGCCGCCCCGAACUCUCCCUUCACACGCCUGAGCCCCCCUUCCGAUAGUUUCUCCCCCACCCCCACCCUUCCUUUGCGGGCUGUUUUUGGGGUCCGAUGGGCGGGGCGAUUAACCUGCUUGGCCAGCCGUCGUCACGCGGUGCAGCCCCUCCCCCACCUGUCGGCCACCUUCCGCUCUUGCCGUGCCAGUCGCCGAGACCACGCGCCCGCCGCUCUCGGCAAAGUUUGCGACGUUGAGCUUUUUCCCAACUCGCCGGCUGAACUUGAUUUGACCUCGAAAGUUUGGGUUUCAAAAUGGAGCGUUAUUUGCAACUGGCCAAGACCGUCCCAAAAAGACUUUCACGAGGUCCAAUGAAGCGCAGCCGCAACGCGUACAUUCGAGGCCUGCCCUGAAACGUCACCCGAAAGCUCAACGUAGCCAAUUUUGCGAGAGGUGACCUUUGACCUUUUUCCUUCUUGUGCCAGUAGCGAGCCGCCUGCGCGACUCGCCUUCAAAGUCCGUUUAUGGACCGCUCACCAUUCUUCUGCGUGUGUUCGAGCGAUGUCGGAGGGAGGGAGGGGGGGGCGGAGUCUUAGUUGCCUUAUAUGAAUUAGCUCAGCCAAGAUGAACAUUGCGACGGCGAGCCGUACUUCAACUUUUGUGUUUCUCCCCCAACACGCCUGCUGUGUUUUUUUUUUUGUUUUUUUGUCAAGUUUUUUUUUGUUUUUUUGGGGAACAGCAGCCCACCUCCUCCUCUCCGUUAUUCUUAAGUGUCGUCUUUUUGUUUGUUACUGCCGUGCAUGUCGACUUGUGGCACCCCGCCACUUUUGACAUACCCCGUUGGGGGCGGGGCUUCACGUUCAUUUUCACACACGGGUGAUACGAGAUUUUGUGACUCCAGCGAUCCUUUUUUUUUUUUUUUGCAAAAUGAACCUUUUGACAGCUGCGCAUAGACACGCACCACAAUCGCCCUACUGCCUUGCUGCCCCCCCCCCCUUUCUGGUGGUCACAGUGUAAUGUCGAAUUUGGUGUCCACUUUUUUUUGUGUCUUGUUUUAUCGAGGGCAUGCUCGCUCGGAUUGACACGUGUAUCCAAACUUGAAUAAACCUUCUCUGGACGUUUAGUGCUGACUAAAGGAACACAAAGCUUGGGCCCAUGUGCGCUUGGUCUUCUUCUUCCUUCUGCGCCUCGUCUUCUUCAUGCAGGGUGGGUGGGUGGGUGGGGUUUUCGCCACGGUGUGUUUGUGUGUUGACUGUGCAUGACGCCACCGGCCCGCCAUGUCCGCCCACCCCGCACUAACUGUGUCAACUGAAUUAGGUCACCUGGAUGGCGGCGCGGAUGACUUUUUAGCGUGACGUCAAGUCGCCACCAAGGUAAACCAACCGAGCUUUUGCCCCCCCCCCCCCCCCCCUCCAUCUCCCUUUGCCUUGUCCCCGAGACUGCCCCAACCAUCACCACAAACACACACACACACUUCCUCCCGCCCUCCCCCCUUUUCUGGGGGCAGGCUGAAACCCACCUCCAGUCUCAGCCGCUGCCUCGUUUUGCAACAAUGGACACACCGAGCCGCUCGUUCCCCUGGCCGAAAGCCGAUGCCGUUCCGCCGCAUUCGCCGCCCUCGCACCCCCCCCCCUUCACCCCCACACUUCCAGCCGCCGUUUACACACCGCCCUUUUUUUUUUCCCGCCGCCACCGCCGCCGCCCCCCCACCCCCCCGGAUGGGAAUGCCGACUCAGCUCUGCCAGAUCCUCGCGCUGCCUUGUACCUUGUUGCCGUUGAGGGAAUGUGGACCAAAGAUGUGAGUGAGUGAGUGAGUGAGUGAGUGAGUGAGUGAGUGAGUGAGUGAGUGAGUGAGUGAGUGAGUGAGUGAGUGAAAGAGUGAGUGAAAGAGUGAGUGAAAGAGUGAGUGAGUGAGUGAAAGAGUGAGUGAGUGAGUGAAAGAGUGAAAGAGUGAGUGAAAGAGUGAGUGAAAGAGGGAGUGAAAGAGCGAGCGAGCGAGUGAAAGAGCGAGCGAGCGAGUGAAAGAGCGAGCGAGCGAGUGAAAGAGCGAGCGAGCGAGUGAAAGAGCGAGCGAGCGAGUGAAAGAGCGAGCGAGCGAGCGCCAAGUGCAUCAUCCAGGUAGAGUGAACCCCUGUUCAGCGUGGCAGGCAAAUCUCAAAAUACCAUGUCGAGAUUCGUUCGAGUGGGCACGACACUAAUAAUCGAUUUAGAAUCCGAUGAUGUGCCAUCAUUGGAACCGGAGGGGUUUUUUUUGUGUGUGUUAUCGCGAGUCCACUUGUUACUUCUCAAACGAGUGUGUGUGAUGGCAUCUGUACAAAAAAAAAAAAAAGAAUUCCUUCUUUUCAAUUCCCUACAAAUCUUUUCGAAACGGGACCAUAACAC